GAAUGUCUUUUUGUUGGAUUUUCCCUCAUUUUAACUCGGAUGUGAACACAGACUGAACCCCAAUAUGCUUCUCACUGUUUUAGCUCUUUCUUAGUUUUUUUGGGUGAAAUCUUACAAUGCUUUAGUCUACCUGGUGCAUUUUGCAGAGUCAUWGCUCAUCAAAAACUGCUGACAAUUUCCUCUAACCUGUCUGUGUCUUCAUGCCUUGUCCAUCAUUCCAGAUCCCUUUGAUCCAACAGGUAGCCUCACCCCCACCCUCCUACCCAAACUUUUUCUGCCCUCAGCAGUCAUUCAUCCACUCUUACACACCUUCCUCCUCUAUCRCUCAGACACAGAUUCACACACUGAUUCUCAUGUUUUAGCCGAUUAACUCAGCUCACARCUAAGGAUACAUCAACCCUGUUUUUGCCUGACUAGGAUAAAACUUUCUUCAAUAUUUCUUAUGGUUAUAUACAUUUUUUUUACUUGACCCCCCCCCAGGAGAUCAACUGGAUUUGGAAAAUAAUGGCUUAAGUGAAUYAACAGUUGCAAUACGAGACGAAUUGUGCAGUGAUGUCGAUUCUAUCAUAGACGGAGCAUAUCAGAUUGGAGCAAAGAGGCGUUUGUUAAUUGAUGAUUUUGGAGUGGAGUUUAAGAUUUGCUGAGGGAAGAAGAGGACAGGAGGAGCAGGUGAUUGAAGGAGGAAGAAGAGGAGCAGAAGAACAUGGGCCUCAACUCUGGUUGGAUCUUUCUUCUGUGCCUUUCACUCUCGCAUCAAAGUGUUACAGCACAAGCUGAAGCUUGCAGGACGGUGGUGCAGGCAGACAUAGUCUUUCUGGUGGAUGAGUCAUGGAGCGUGGGUCAAAGCAGCUUUUCCAGAGUCAAAGCCUUCAUCUCAGCCAUCAUCUCCUCCUUUCAGGGCAACAUGCUCAGAGCUGAGGGGGUUCGCUUUGGAGUCACUGUCUUUGGGGAUGUUCCAAGGAUGCGGGUUGCUUUGACAGAUUACAGCUCACUCGAGGAGGUGCUCGGAGCCAUCAGAAACCUCCCCUACGAGGGUGGGUCCAGGAGGACGGGCAGCGCCCUCCAGUUUCUCGUUGAUUCCGUGUUCAGCCCUGCCAUCAGCCGAGAUUUCACCCCGAAGAUUGCCAUUUUGAUCACAAACGGACGUUCAGAUGACCAGGUGGAUCCUGCAGCCCGAGCAGUCGCGGACAAUGGAAUUACACUCUUUGCCGUCGGUGUUAGGGGAGCUGAUGAGUCCGAGCUGAGAAGGGUUGUGGCAGAGCCCCACGAGGAGCAUCUGCUGCCAUGCGCUGACUUCUCUCUCCUGGACACCGUCCUUCCCAAACUGUCCCGAAGAUUGUGUGUCAGUGCCUCUGAACCACCACGUCCUGUGAAAACCUACAAGCCCACUGAAGAGCCUGUGGUGGGUCCCAGAGACAUGCAGGUGAGUGAACUGGCCCACAGCUCCCUCAGGCUCACGUGGAGCCAAGCCACAGGAGACGUCACYGGAUAUCGCCUCCUGGUCACACCCCUUAGCUCCAAGGGGCACCUCCUUUCUGCGCAGCAGAAGCAGCUGGACUUGAAGGCAGAUGUGAGCACAGCCAUGGUGACAGAGCUGAGUCCUAAGACAGAUUAUUCCCUCACUCUCUAUGCCAUUUACCCAAACCUCAUUGGGAACUCUGCAACAAUCACAGUGAAGACAACUCCUCUACCUAAAGUGUCAAAUUUCCGAGUGAUUGAGGAGGGUCUGUUCUCUUUGCGUCUUGGCUGGACCUCUCCUGUGGGGAAAGUCAUUGGAGUCAAGCUCUUCAUCCCUAGAACCAACAGACCAGGAUUUACAUAYGAUCAGCUGCUUCCUGGAGACAUCUCAUCCCAUGUGAUCGACAGCCUGGAGGAGGAUAUGAAGUACACCAUCAGUAUUUAYGCCAUUUAUCCCCAAGGACCAAGUGAACCGGUUUCAUUAGUGGCCAAGACAUUAAAGUUAGUACCAGUUAAGCAGUUCCUGGUCCAGAAUGCAACUACAGACACAGUCCAAGCAAGGUGGGCAUCAGUCAGAGGGGCCACAGGAUACCGCCUGACAUGGGCAUCCCCAGAAGGCCACAUAGAGAACAUCAACCUUGGUGACAAUUUUAACUUCUACAUGAUCCAGGGCCUCCACCCUGGCUCGGAGUACAUGGUCACAAUCAACCCCAUCUUUGGAGACAUCGAGGGGCCAGUCACCUCCACCAAAAUCAAGACACUGGAAAGCAGUGCUGUUCAGACACUGAAGGUAUCUGCUGUAAGCACCAGCACAGCGGUCGUCUCUUGGAACAGCGUCCCAGGGGCSUCAGGGUACAGGCUGGCAUGGGGCCCCACUCCAGAGUUUACUGGUCGAGACMGACCCAGACAGUUGGCUCUGAACGGCAGCACCACAGAGUACCAGCUGAAGAACGUAGCCCAUGAUACAGAGUAUGUUCUGACUCUGUAUGUGCUGUUUGGCUCUGUGGUCGGGCCUGGUAUCUCUGCUACCUUUAGAACCUCUCCUUUAGGUUAUGUGUCAAACUUUAAGGUGUCGUCCUAUAUGAGUACUUCUAUAGAUGUGGAGUGGAGUCCCAUYGUUGGAGCCACUGAGUACAAACUUUCUUGGAACACAGAUAAUAGUGCACCUCAGUUCCAGUAUCUGGACCACUCUGUCCUGUCCCACCAGAUUACAGACCUGAAUCCACAGUCCGUUUACACCAUCACCAUUCGUGCAGUGUACGGCAACUCGGAGGGACCAGAAAUCUCCUUGUCUCAGCUCACAGCUGCAGUCUCAGACUCUGAGCCAAUCCAGGCUGUGAAGGAGGUGAAAGUUGUGGACAUUGGAGUAAAUUCCUUCACCUUGUCUUGGAGAAAAACACCAGGGAUUUCAGGGUACAAAAUAUCUUGGGUCCCCUUCCUCGGAGGUAAUGAGAAGUCCCAAGUGGUGUCUGCAGCUUCCACCACCUUCACCAUCAACAACCUGCRGGAGAGCUCAGCAUACAAGAUCCAGGUUUCCCCACUAGUGGGGAGGAGGGAGGGAAGCCCUGUUCUGGUUACGGCACGAACCUUGGAUCUCCCAAAAGUGGAGGGCUUUGCAGCUCUGAAUACGACCGACAGCAGCACUGUUCUGAACUGGACCCGUGUUGCGGAUGUUUCUGGUUAUCUGCUGUCCUGGAGGCACAUCUCAGUGUUGGAAACAAAAACCGAGACCCUGGGCCCUACCUUCUCCUCCUAUAAGAUCCAUGAUCUCCAGUAUGGCAGAACAUAUAUUUUCACCAUCAGACCUUUGUAUGGAGAGGUGGAGGGGCCCAUCAGCACCAUAUAUCAGAGGAUAUUGGGACAAAGUGAGCCAGUAAAAAUAGGCCAACCUGCGUCAGCUACAGUAACCCCAAACUCUUCCUACACGACUGGUCCACAGACCACCUCCACUGUCAGAACUACUGCUGCCCCACCUACCACCGCGACCACUGAGCCCCCCACUGCUGCCCCACCAACCAAACCUUUAUCAACCAAGAAGCCUCCAGAUCAGCCCAGUGUCACAAAACCCAAAGCAGCAUUGAUCAGCUCCCCGAAACUCACCACAGUUAGCACAAAGUCUACAACUGCACCUCAGCCAGUGUGUGGGAAAGCCAAAUCAGACAUAGUAUUCUUGGUGGACGAGUCCUCGAGCAUCGGCGUUAACAACUUUAUCAAGAUGAAAGACUUUAUUUUUCGAGUGGCCACUUACUUCCCUGUUAUCGGUCCACAGGGCACACAGAUAUCUUUGGUUCGUUACAGUGACGAGCCUCGCAUUGAAUUCCGUCUAAGCGACUUCAAAGACAGAAACUCUGUGCUGCGGGCGAUCAGGGGGCUGCGAUACGGAGGGGGGAACACCAAAACAGGAAAAGGGAUCAGCUACGUUCUGCAGGAAGUCUUCCAGGAGUCUUUGGGGAUGAGGCAGGAUGUGGCCCAUGUUCUGGUUCUGAUCACUGAUGGCAGGGCCCAGGAUGAUGUGAUGCCACCCUCCAGAAUCGCACGAGUUUUAGGGGUCAGUGUUUUAGCAGUUGGAGUUUCUAACGCCGAUAUAGAGGAGCUGAAUAAAAUCGCUGCUCCCACCAGCUACAAAAACAUCUUCUACUCUCCAACCUUUGAUGACUUCCCCUCCAUAGAGAGGGAAUUUAUCAGCAGCAUCUGUGGUGAGGAACUCCUGUCCGAGUUUAAACUACACGAUGAGUUUGCUCAGUUAGACACUCCGACUGAAGACCCAGAGGAGCUAGAUAAGCCUCAGGGUCCCUGUUCCUCACGGUGUGAGAAGGGCCAGAAAGGAGCAAAGGGAGAUGGUUUUAGUCUUGGAGGUUUGAGAUUUAAGCAAAGCCCUGGACAGUUUGAUCCUUUCACAGCUUCCAAAGGAGAAAAAGGAGAGAGGGGACCCACUGGCACAGAUGGCAUCCCUGGGUUACCAGGGCGACCGGGACGAACUGGACCUCCAGGUUCUCCUGGCCAGCGGGGUUCUCCAGGCAUUCCAGGCAACAUGGGUCAUCCUGGACUUACUGGUCCAAAGGGACAGAGGGGAGAGAGAGGAGAGCCAGGGUACGUUAUCGCUGGCACGGAUGCAAAUUUYGUCCCGGGACGAAAAGGAGAACCUGGAUCUUCUGGCCCACAGGGACCAGCAGGAGUAUCAGGUGUCAAUGGUGCUCCAGGCCUGCCUGGCCAGCCUGGACCACCAGGACCACCGGGAACAUCUGUAAAAGGAGAUCCUGGAGAGCCGGGAGCAAAAGGUUUACGGGGGAAGCAUGGCAUGAAAGGAGACAAAGGAGAUCCGGGGAAAGAUGGUAUUGCUGGUCUGCCUGGUCCCAUUGGUAUUGAUGGGGUACCAGGAUUACCAGGUCAGAAAGGACAGAAGGGUGAAGAAGGCAUUGGUAUACAAGGUAUUCAGGGACCUCUUGGAGAAAAGGGAGAUAAGGGAAAUAUUGGUUUAAUAGGAGCAAUUGGCCAAAAGGGUGACCGUGGUGAUCCGGGUAUCCAGGGUAUUGCUGGACCUCGGGGUAAAAAGGGACUGAAAGGAGAGCAAGGGGACAAGGGAGAGAAGGGAGACAUGGGACAUUCUGGACCACAAGGACCUCAGGGACAGACGGGACCGAUGGGACUGAAAGGAGAUGAAGGUCCAAGAGGAGUCCCUGGAGAUCCUGCCAAGGGUAUAAUUGGUCCAACUGGAAAAAAAGGCGCCAGGGGAGAUGUCGGUCCAGUUGGUUCCACAGGCCCUCAGGGAACAAAAGGAGACAGAGGAGAUAAAGGAGAAAAGGGAAGUCCUGGUUUUGGGAUUCCAGGGCAGCCAGGACCAAAAGGAGAAAACGGUGAAAGGGGAAAUGUUGGUUUAUCAGGAAAACCAGGUCCAAAAGGAAAAGAUGGUGCAAAAGGUGAGACGGGGAGUACUGGUUUACCUGGCAAGCCCGGAGAUCCAGGAUUAAGAGGUAAAGAUGGAGGACCUGGAGCUAAGGGAGAACAGGGAAUGAAGGGUGACGCAGGGCCAGCUGGAGAGCCUGGUGAAAGAGGAAUAAGGGGUCCUCUGGGUUUACCAGGGAGGCCGGGGGACCCCGGAGAUAAAGGUGACUCUGGGACAUCUGGUCAGCCCGGUUCUGAUGGAAGUAAAGGUGAUAAAGGAGAGCCGGGGAAACCAGGACCUCCGGGAACACAAAUUGUUUCAGACAACAAUAUUCUCACCAGAGUGAUUAAGGGUGAACCAGGAGAGCCCGGUGAGCCUGGUUUCAAAGGGGAAACAGGUGUUCCUGGGCCAAGAGUGAGUAAUCAUCUCUGCAUUUACAUUCAUCAGACAAGGCCAAACUCAGGCUCAACAGAUUUCUUAUAA
Molecule: messenger RNA, 5824 nt
Organism: Austrofundulus limnaeus
Lineage: Eukaryota; Metazoa; Chordata; Actinopteri; Cyprinodontiformes; Rivulidae
Product: collagen alpha-1(VII) chain
Exons: 56
Coding region: 704-5824 (1706 amino acids)
Molecular function (GO): protein binding
Source: RefSeq, a predicted model, not a curated record